Molecule: messenger RNA, 1290 nt
Organism: Diaporthe batatas
Lineage: Eukaryota; Fungi; Ascomycota; Sordariomycetes; Diaporthales; Diaporthaceae
Exons: 2
Coding region: 1-1290 (429 amino acids)
Biological process (GO): proteolysis
Cellular component (GO): fungal-type vacuole
Molecular function (GO): aspartic-type endopeptidase activity
Source: RefSeq, a predicted model, not a curated record
AUGCGCAUCAGUAAGCUCCUGGCCACGGCGGGAGUCUUCGUGGCGCCUGUCUUAGCCAAAGUAUUAGCUACGAAACUCAGCAGUAACCACUUGUUCCGAAAAGACAACCGGGCAAGUGUCAUCAACGUACCAUUGACGGACCACACGAAGAAUAAUGGAAAGACCGACUUGCAGUGGUAUACCAAGAUCUCUGUCGGCACGCCUCGUCAAGAAUUCAAUGUCUUGAUCGAUACCGGCUCCACAAGGCUGCUUCUGCCCGCGGGCAACUGCACCACCUGCGGCCAGCAAACUCUGUUCGACUUUUCCAAGUCCGCCACAUUUUCAUGGUCGGAGGACUCAUUCGAAGAGAUCGGAUUCGGGACAAGCGGAGACACCAUUCCGGUCUCGGGUCCCGUGCUGGCCAGCUGCGCCAAUGCGAGUGACUCUGUAAGCAUACAGGGUCUGACGACGGACAAAUAUCGAUUCAUCUUGUGCGAUCAACAAGAUGCGUCAUUUAGCGACCAGGGAGAUAUCGAUGGAAUCCUGGGCCUUCCCAUCGAGGCUGAUAACGGAGCGGGCCCGGGACUCGAGUGGGCAUUGUAUGAUGCAGGACUACUUGCCGAUCCUGUCUUUGGCAUCUACACUCCACCAGGACAGGUUACUGGCGGCCAGCUGACCCUUGGCGGGGUUGAUAAAACUAAAUAUGAAGGGGAGCUGAUCUUCCUUGAAUUGAACAAAGAACUGGCAGUCGAAAGACCAACCUGGAUACUGGAUAUCCAGACCGUCUUCAUCGGCGGCGAGCAGCUCCUCACUGCCGUCGACAACAGCACGGCCAAGGUUGUUUACCCACAAGCGCUCAGUGUUCUAGACACAGGCACGGCACACAUGCAGGCUCCUACUUACCAGGUCGCCCGGGAUAUCUACGCCACAAUUUCACCCGACAUCUACCAGAUAGAUCCUGUUGGCACUUGGGGAGCCCCGUGUGCAAUAAUGGAGAGCAUCACUUUGGAUAUUACAUUCCUUUUCGGCUACGAUGGAGCAACGACUCAGCUCAAGGUUACUCUACCGGGCCGGUCCAUCAACCUCGGCCCGUAUCCCGGAAAAGAAGGGAUUUGCCAGGGUGUGAUUACCAACUCCCGGCGCGGUCAGGUUCACGAAGAUGGUAGAGGAGUAUGGGUGAUUGGAUCUCCCCUCUUAAAGCAGUACUACACUGCCUGGAAUGGUCGGGACUUGCGGGUGGGAUUUGCCUCCUUGAAGGUACGGCCGCCCAGCGAGGAGCCGCAUGAUUGCAGGAGAAAGAAAGCAUUUUGA